AUGCAAAUUAAUUCGACAAAGGUUACAGACGAAGAGCUUCGUCAGCUAACUGAAAUUUUAUUUAGCAGAGAAAAUUCUCUGCUUCACCAAAUUUCUGUCAAUUUGCAAGGAAGAACCAGUUCAAACGAUACAAAUGACGUGGCUCCAGAACCCCUUUUGAAAGUAAGUGAUAGAGUAUUUAAUGUAACAACCAUUGCCAAGUUGCGAGCUCUUUUCGACAACUAUCAUAUGGAUACAUCGGUGAAUGAAAACUUCACCGCCGCUGAACUUCAAGAACAAGACGAUUUCUUAGACACUGUGAUGGCAACACAUAUUAUGAAUCUUACAAUGGGAUUUCUUCAAAGCAAAGGAAUUGUAUCAUCUAACCCAAGAAGCCAAAAAGACUUUCUCAAAACAAUUUGGUUUAAACUUUAUGAUCGUGGCCAAGGUGCGCUUGGAAGCUCUGGAUUUGAACAUGUGUUUUUAAAUGAAAUCGACAAAGGUAGAAUUAUUGGUCUUCACAAUUGGGUCUACUUCAGUCAAGGAGAAAGAGCUGGUCAUGUGGAUUACAAAGGAUAUGUAAAUGAACUCGACUUGGAAACUAAAGCAAAAAUCAUCGAAGUUCGUUUCACUUACAAAGAUCUAAGCAAACCAGUUAGUACACUUUUUGUUGGAACAACUCCUGAAUUGGAAAUGGCUUUGUAUACUAUUUGCUUUCAAUUUAGACCUGAUGAGUUGUGUCGGUUGUCGUUGGGAGGAAAGAAUUUUUCCAUCCAAGCUGAUAGAUGGUGGCAGUGUGGUCAGGCUUUGAUUGGCACCACUUAUCCUAACAUUCAAAAUCUAAAAUUAUAUUGAAAAUAAAAGAUGCAC
Molecule: messenger RNA, 849 nt
Organism: Episyrphus balteatus (marmalade hoverfly)
Lineage: Eukaryota; Metazoa; Arthropoda; Insecta; Diptera; Syrphidae
Product: endoribonuclease CG2145-like
Exons: 4
Coding region: 1-834 (277 amino acids)
Molecular function (GO): RNA endonuclease activity
Source: RefSeq, a predicted model, not a curated record